Messenger RNA from Psylliodes chrysocephalus, 8187 nucleotides. Lineage: Eukaryota; Metazoa; Arthropoda; Insecta; Coleoptera; Chrysomelidae. The record is from the annotation of a GenBank genome assembly.
GUCAAUAAAUAGUGUCAUUUGUCGUUAAUGUCAUUUGUGUUGUGUUUUUGUUGAAAUUUGCAACCUUCAAGUAACACAAUAUUUAAUAUAUUAAUUUAAUUAGAGACGUUUAGUUAAAUGUAAAAUUAUUUUUAGUGAAUAGUUACAUUAUUGCCAGUUGAAAAGACAUUUUAACGUUUGCAUCUAUGUCACCUUGAGGAAGCUAUAAAAUUUUAUCAAAACAAUCUGUAUUUCCUGUGAAAGAUAUCCUGUUUCUCGAUGAACCACAAGUUUAAGUUUUUUUGUUAAAAUGUAUACGUAAUAUCGUGUGAACCUCCACAUUUGUAUUACACAUGCAAUUAGAAGUACAGGCCUAAAUAUUCAGUUAAAAUGUCUGAAGAAGGCUUGGACUGGUUACAGUCAAUAUUGUUAGAAGUUCAACUCACGCAAUUCUUGAUUCCUAUAAGAGAUGAUUUACAAAUUUCAAGGCUUGAACAUUUUGAUUUUGUUACACCUGAAGAUUUGGAAAAUAUAGGCCUCAGCAGACCAGGUGGCAGGAGGUUGUUAGAAGCCGUGAAGAAAAAAAGGGCUCAGCAGAAAAAACGAAAUUUAAUUAAUAAAUUUAUUCCUGUAUCUAGUAAAAACCACACAAACAAAAAACAUGAGGAGGUCAUUAUGACUGAUUUUACUUCUUGUUUAAUUCAAGAAAGCAAUAUAACUUUAUCUAUCAAACUUGGUGAUGGAAGUUUUGGAGUUGUAAGAAGAGGAGAAUGGAUAAGUCCAAAUGGAAAAUCAAUACCCGUUGCAGUAAAAGUUCUAAAGGCAGAUGCUUUAAGUCAACCAGGAAUCUUUGAAGAUUUUAUAAAAGAAGUUCAGGCAAUGCAUGUCCUCGGUCACCAAAACUUAAUUAGGUUAUAUGGAGUAGUACUUUCACAACCAAUGAUGAUGGUAACCGAACUUGCCCCAUUAGGCUCUCUUUUAGAUUUUUUGAGGAAACAAUGUGAACAUACUCCUGUACCAAUGCUCUGCGAGUAUGCCACACAAGUAGCUACAGGUAUGGCUUAUUUGGAAAGCAAACGGUUUCUUCAUAGAGAUUUGGCUUGCAGGAACGUUUUACUGGCCGCUGUAGAUAAAGUGAAAAUUGGGGAUUUUGGAUUGAUGCGUGCCCUUCCUCAAGAAGAAGAUUGUUAUGUUAUGACUGAACACAAAAAAGUUCCUUUUCCUUGGUGUGCUCCAGAAUCUUUAAGGUUUAGACAAUUCAGCCAUGCUUCAGAUACCUGGAUGUUUGGGGUCACUGUUUGGGAAAUGUUUACGUUUGGAGAAGAUCCUUGGAUGGGCUUAAUUGGUUCAGAAAUUCUCCGAAAAAUAGAAAAAGAAAACGAACGCUUAGCUCCACCGGAAGCCUGUCCACCAGCCAUUUACUCAAUUCUUCUCCGUUGUUGGGCAAAAGAUACCCAAGAACGUCCAACGUUCUCUUCUUUGAAAAGUUUCUUCCGUAAAAAUAUGACACCUGUAAUGAAAGCAGUCGGUAGGCAGGAUGAAGUAGGAAAAUUGAAAGUAGAAGAAGGCGAUGAAAUAGCCAUAAUUGAUGGUAGUGCGGAGCUGUACUGGUGGAAGGGUCAACAUCAGCAGACAUUUAAAAUUGGACUUUUUCCGAGAUGUUUGGUAGAUCCAAUGAGACCAAAGCAGGCUGAAGAUAUCAGCAAUCCUCUUCAACAUUCUUUUAUCCAUACUGGUCAUGGAUCAGCAUUUGGAGAAUCUUGGGGCAGCCCAUCUUACAUUGAUGAAAUGUAUUUAAAGAAUCCCAUGGAGCCACCAGAUGUAAUGGGUUUACAAAGACAGUCAAAGCCAUUACCUGAAAUCUGUGAUAGAAGAAAAUCUCCCAAACCUAGUAUAAAUGGUUCCUUACGAAGGCCGUCAGAAAAACAAUUCAAUUACAAAAAAUUGACAAAUCAAGAUAGUUUUAAGAUAAAAAACAAGCCACAAAGACCGCCUGUUCCAAAAAUUGAUCCAUCAAAUGAAGGUGUUCUAGUUGAUAUAUCUCCUGAAGAUAUGCCAGUGUUAAGAAUGAAAGACAUAGUUGGCAGUAGACCAGAAUCUAGAGCUGUUUCUCUCUUGGAUGAACCAAUUGAUGUGCCACAGGAAGAUUGUAACUCUUGGACAUCAGACGCCCCAAAUAUUCCAGAAGCAGGACCUCCUCCCUACAAUUUUCCGCCAUCAUAUUCAAAUUCUUCUGCUUUCGUUACUUCUGAACCAGCAAGUGACCCUUUCGAUACUACAAAUGUAUUCAAACAAGAAAACCCCCAAAAACCUCUCUCCCCGACUGUUUCGCCGUCUACCAGCUCUCUAACGAAUUCUGCUUCAACUCCAACAAGCACUUUUUUAAACAAAAUUACCCAAAAUCUAUUCGAAACGAGCCCCACCAAAAACCAAAGCUCUCAAAGAGCCUCUUUUGUUCAGGGCGAUAUCUCCAAUAGAGGUCUGAAUUAUUUUAAAGCAAAUAUAUUCGAUAAAGAGACUAACAUUGCAAUAUCUAAGCAGGUGUCAAUUGCUCAAAAAAAUUUAGCCAUACCUUUUAACAAGACUGAAAAUGAUCUGGCGAAUGGAAUAACAUCUCUUAAGUUGAAUUCGCCUGAAAAGUUGGAGAAUGAUAAAAAGUUUUUGUCCGAGUUAGAAAAAUGCUUAUUAGGAAAGGAUAGUGAGAUACCUAUUCUAGAUCCACCCCAGCCAGUCAAAAAGAGGAAUAACGGUGUGGUAGACACCUUUCCAAAAGUACAAAAUCAAACGUAUUCGAAUUUAGGAAAAAUCUACUCAAAGACGAUGAAUAGUUCUCAAAAAAAUGACACGAACUCUGUGAUAAACAAUAUUUGGUUCGAGACAACCGCUAUUGGAAACCAAAAAGAUAACAAUAAAAAUAGUCAGAUAGAUAACCAAAACAAAAAUGAAAGUUACUCAACAACGUUAGAAUUUGAUCCAUAUAGGUCACCAAGAAGAUAUGAUCCAGUUUACUGUUCUUCAAAUUCUAUUUUUGGAGAAAACAACCAUUAUGACAUGACCACUGAUAAUUCUCAUUCUACAAAUGUUGAUCCACUUCAAAAUUUAUACAAUCCCCUCCCUCAAACUAUUUACAAUAACAUCACACCCUCAACACAUUCAACUAACUCUAGUCCUCUCUACAAUAAAACAAACCGUUACAAUUCUGUGGCUUCUGAUAGAGAUUCGUCUUACUCUUCUACACAGUUACACAAUAAUCAAUCGUCGAGUUAUGGAUACAGCAGUGUAGCCGGAAGUAUAUGUGGUGGCGUUUCUGGAACACAAUACAGUGAAGUAGCUGGAGACGUUCUCUAUCAUGAAAUACCUAAAAAUGUUUACAGUGACGUCACGAAUGAUGAUAUUUUGAAACCUCACAGGCCUGCACCUACGAAACCGGGAUUGAUGCAGCCUUUGAGUAUGCAGCAAAUACAGAGAAAAAUCCAGCAAGGCACGUUGAGUGCAGAUGCAGAAAGAUUAAUGACACCAGAAUAUCGAAGUAACAAAAUAAGUCAAGUAAGGGAUUGUAUACCUGAUGUUGAUAUAGAAGAAUGUUUUGCAGUACUGCAAUCGACUGGCUGGGAUGUUGCGUUUUCUGUAAAGACGUUAAAAAUAAAUAAAUUAUUAAGAUUAGGUGUAGCGGAUCAUUCACGAUGCGAGGCAGCUUUGCAACAAACAAACUGGAAUGUUGAAUUGGCAGCUUCUUCAAUCCUAGAUUCUUAAAAUGUACCAUUAAACUCAAACCUUUCUAAAGACAUUUACUAAUUAACUUUUUUUUUUCUCUGCGAUCCUCAUUUAAAUUCUACUGUGUCAAGUAAAACAAUAAUGCUGCUUCUAAUUAGAAUAUUAAACGUGCCAAAGGAAAUAUCUAGUUGAAAUUAAUUAGUUCAAUUAAAACAAUGAGAUUUUCAAAAAACUUGGAACAUAAGAGACCUAUUUCUAAAUUAAUCUGAUUCUAGCUCUGAUUGAGUAGGUUUAUUUUAUGAAAUAUUUUUACAGAAUUUGACAGAUGAUAUUUAUUUAAACAAGCUCCUACUGUAAUUCUAUCUACCUCACCGUAUGAUUCUUUGAAAAUAGGCUCAAUUUAUAAAUACAUGGAGAGUCAAAAUCGAUGGCAAUUAAAAUUUUAAAACAGUUUAGAAUCCAAAAUUUUAAAUUUUUUCACAUUUAUAUCAGAUAUGUCAAACAAUAUUUUCAAUAUGGUCCAUUUUAGGGUUAUCAUGUAUAUCAAAAAUAAUGUUUGCCGUGUUGUCCUCACCUGUAAGUCAAAUGACACCAUCAAUCAUCUUUAAGUCACCCUGGAGCGCCACUGUAAAUAAUAAUAAUAAUAAUUCUGUCCCUUCUCCAAACAAGUUGUCUGCUUCUGGGGUUGAAAUUCACUCGUAAAAGGGUAAAUUAGGGAGACUAUUAUUAUUUAUUAUACCAAAUAGUACAAAAACGUUCCGUUACAAAGUAGCUCUGACUAUGCCCAAAAUGUACUCAGCUCUUCAGGGUCCCCUAACUAUCGAAAUUGGCUCGAUAUUUUGGCCUCUAUCCUGCUAACAAAAAACGUCACACGUACAUUCGAUAAUUUUUUAAAAACAUGUUUUUUUAAGUUCCCUAGGACCUUAAAACAUAAAGGUAUGGUGUAAUCUCAAAUUAGAAUUUUGGAGUAAUAAGUGAUUGCAGUGGGUUGGUAGGGAGGUUACAAUACUCAUAAUAUAAUCCAAUUUUUAUUUGUUUCCAAGUUAUAGCAUAAUAAGAUAAAAAUACAUACUUUUAAACUAGGGUAUCUCUGAUUUCGAAGCCGUUGAUGAUAUUGUUCAACAGCAUUUCAUUGCAAAAACCAUAAACAAACAUCAUUUUUGCAUAUUCUAAAAUUUUGUGACACUAAUCGUACAAACUAGAUAAUACAUUUUCAAUUACUGCCGCAAUUCAGACAUUUUGUAAAAACGGCGUUUUUAAAUAGUCUUACUUGAAAACAAGCAAAAAUUCAAGUAGAAUGUGAAAUAUAAAAAAUUAAUUAUGUUAUAACUUGAAAACAAAUUAAAUUAGAUAAGAACAUGAGUUUUUUUUCAUAUGUAGUUGUAUCGUUCCUUCCGACCCGACCUGUAUAUCCCAAAAUAUCAAUCCGGUUGCCGACUUUCACAUUUCUGUUAAAUAAUUAUAUAUUUGAUUCUAUACUAUAUUGGAUAACUCAAUUAUACUAAAAAAUACCCUAAAAAUUUGGUGGCCAACUUUUACAUUUUCGGUUAAUUAUAUCUUUAAAUAAUUCAGAUCAAAGUUUAGGGUUUUGGGGUGGUUUAUUACAACUCUAUUAUUAGUUUAAAAAAAAUUUUAAAUCAAAAAAAUUAAAAUUAAGUAAAAAUAUAAUCUAUCCGAAAUGUUAAAAUUGGACACUGGAUUGAUUUUUGGGGUAUAUGUGCGAUUAAUAUGAGGAGACGGAUCAGAGAGCAAUGUUAUUUUGUUGUAGACGGUCUGGAGUGAAUUAAGAAUUAAAUCAAUGAUUAACGAUUUAGUGAAAGGUCUAUUGACUCUGGAUUACCUCGGAUGUUGAGAAAUUUUGUCGUCGAAACAAGACUGUGAGUUCACUGGCUUUGCCUUUCUUACGGAACCUCAAAAAUCCCAGAAUAGUAUUCCGUACAAAAAUUAGAAAUUAAUUUCCUCGCGCUAUGAAAUUCUAAUCUCUGAAUUGAGAAAUUUAGUCGUUGAAACAAGACUGUGAGCACACUGGCCUUGCUUCUCUUACGAAACUUCAGAAAUCCCAAAACGGUACUCAAUGCAAAAAUAGGAAAAAUUUAUUUCUUUUCUAAAAUCAGAUACGGUAGUCAUUGACCAGAAAAAAACAAAUAAAAUUCGACAACUUUGAAUAUUUUAUACACUUGGUCUCAAACGGUGAAGAAACGGAAUACAAAACUCUGUAACUGUUUUAAUUUAUGUCACGAUAACUAUCGUCACCAAAAAAGAAAGAAUUCGCUAGGGUCUCGGUUUUAUACUUUACGAUCGAACUGGUUCGGAUUACCAGUGGUUUAGAGUAGGAACUACUAUCUCCAGAUUAACGUUGUUUACUUGUUUAGAGAACAAAAAAUCGUCCUUUUGACAUCUGCUGAAUAUGCCUAGAUAAUUUACAUGAAUUUGGGCAUUUUAAAGCUUAAUUCGAAUUUUGAUAAAUAAUGGCAUAUUUUGAACUACGGGGUUUCUCGCAAAAUUUUUAAAUUUUUAAGAAAUAAAAAUUUAGGGGGUUCUUGCAAAUGUUAACAGGCGAAAAUCAGCUUGAACUAAAUAUUAUUAUCAUUAAACGAUAGGAAAAUAUAGUGACCUCGUCACACUAUAUCUAAAAAAUCAUCUGGUGAGGUAGAUGCAAUUACAUACCAACAAGGACACGUUCCAAAACUUGCACGACGCCGAAAGUUGGGAUUCACUUGUGUCAAGUGUCUUUUUAUUACAUUUUUUUUCUCCGGUGUACUUUAAUAUGUUAACAUUUUCUUACACGAAAUAUAAAGUUAACUAUUUUAAAAUAUUUAGUAUUUCUUUAUAAUAAGUCCUCAUUACUUUUGGUGUCCUGUGUGAUUUGGUCCAAAGACCACAUAAAGUAAUAUCAAUUAAUGUAUAAUUAAUUGCCAGAGCUAUAAUAUUGGAUUCUGCUCAGAGAUUUUGCUAGAAACGAAAGUCUUUAACGAAGUAAUAUUAAAAUGAAACAUACCAACCCAAUUUUCCGUUGUCGUGUCAAUAAGUGUCAGUAAGUGAAGAAAAUUCAACUAUUGGCUACCGUUAAAAAGUUGAUUUACUUCAACCAAGGUUUUGGAACGAGAUUUAUAAAUAACUCAGUUAACUUCAUUGAAGAUAUUUGAAUGACAUGAACUCGCUCUAGAGUUUAACUAACGGAUAAUCUGUGGUAAAAAAAAUAUCUGUCAAAUUCUGGGAUAAUCUUAAAAUCUUUUUUUAUGAAUUAGAAUAUACUUUUUAUUUUAAACCUAGUUUUAAGAAAAUGAACUCGUAAAAAUAAAGUAAAAAAUAACCAAAGAAUUCUCUUAAUCUUUAUCUCAAAAUGGUUCUUAAAAUAGUGAAGUUGAAGUGUCACAUAUAACGCCAUUUAAAAACAAGUGUAACCUAAAAUGUAAGUUUAAGAUUUUAACUAUGUAAUAAUAUGAUAAUAACAUGGUUAAAAAAAGUAAUAUAAUCUGAAAUAUUUUUGUUUUUUUUUAUAACAAAAUAAAAACAUCACUUAAGUUCAAUACCGUUCUUAAUAUUAUUCCAUUAGUGAUAACGAACUGUUUAUUUUUACCUUUGCUAAUAACGAUUAAUAUAUAGGGUUGGGCAUACUGUUGUUACAGAACACUUAAUUUGAUGCUAAACUAAAAGUUAUAUUUAAAAAUUGUUUUGGUAAAAGUUUUUGUAGAUUUACUGUACUAGUGAAUGAUACUAAUUUUAAGUAGCUAUCGUAUGAAAAUAUGAAUCUAGACUUUUUAAAUAGCCCAGUAUUUAUAUAUGUGAAGGGUAUUUUGCUUACAAUUUGAGAACUAUGAAAUAAAAGAAAAUGAAAUGAUACAAAACGUUUAUUCCUACUUAAGAUCUAAUUUAUGUAAAUCUUAUAAUAAAACCGUUAGGCAUUGAUCUUUAAUAACAUAUAUCAUUUUAUUAGUUGAACAAACAGGUAUCAUUUAUAUUAAAAGUAUUGACUGCGUCAUAUUUCCAAUAUUAUGAACUACAGACUGCGCAUUUUUGAAAAUUAUCAUAGAUACUGAAAAUGCAAUGCUCACAAAAAUUUUACGGAAACAAUUUUUGUUCAUUUAGCUUUAGAUAGAAAUUAGAUGCUCAACUCUAUAUAGUAGGGACAACAAAAUUGCUACACAUUCAGGCAUGUUACAGGGCCUUAUAAAAAUUCCAAUGUAUCAGAGAAGAAGUUCCAAAUGUUCAAUAAUAAUGACAAAAUGAAGUUACCCUUUAUUGUAAUGCAAUUUUGAAAGUCUUGUAUUGAAGUGUCCCAAGAUAAAAAUGUGACCUGAAAAUAAGGCAAUAGAAAAUUAAAAUUCAAAAAUAUGUCAUUUUGUAUUAUGCCAUGAUGUGAUUUAAAACAUAUAUUGAGUAUAUUUUACAAUUAAAUAGAAUUAAAUAGUUGUAGUCAUGUGUUAUACAUUUGAAAUAGUUCAAAUGUGUCUUCUCAUUGUACAUUACUUAAUGUAAAAAAUUAUUUAAAUA